GUUAGCUUCCUGGUUCUUGUUUCCGGCGACCAUUUUCUAUGUUUACAAACAACAAAGUUGAGGAAAAUCUAUUAACAUCGGCGUAAAUAUCAGUUGUCAGAUAAAUUCUGACCAUUCUAUCCAUGAUACAAAGUAGCAGGAAUUUUAUAUCUACUCAUAAUUGCCAAUUAUAUGCAGAAUGAGCUUUUUAUUUGGAGGCCGUAGUAACAAGACCUUCAAGCCUAAGAAGAACAUUCCUGAAGGCACACAUCAGUAUGAUUUGAUGAAACAUGCUGCUGUCACACUGGGCAGUGGAAAUCUACGACAGGCCGUCAUGUUACCGGAGGGGGAGGAUCUCAAUGAAUGGGUGGCAGUCAAUACUGUAGAUUUCUUCAAUCAAAUAAACAUGUUGUAUGGAACCAUCACAGAGUUCUGUAUAGAAGAAACCUGCCCAGUGAUGUCAGCUGGACCAAAAUACGAGUAUCACUGGGCAGACGGACAGACAGUCAAAAAGCCCAUCAAGUGCUCAGCACCAAAAUAUAUUGAUUAUCUCAUGUCAUGGGUCCAAGACCAGCUGGAUGAUGAGAACCUGUUCCCUUCAAAGAUAGGAGUGCCAUUUCCGAAAAAUUUUCUCUCAAUUGCCAAAACCAUUCUGAAAAGACUGUUUCGUGUUUACGCCCACAUCUACCACCAGCACUUUAAGGAGGUGGUGCAACUCAGCGAAGAGGCUCACCUCAACACCUCCUUCAAGCACUUUAUCUACUUUGUCCAGGAGUUCAAUCUGAUCGAGCGGCGGGAGCUGGCCCCACUCCAGGAACUCAUUGAUAAGCUGACCAGUAAAGACCGCUAGGGGUUUGUUAUAACCACGCCAUAUCCAAAAUGUGUGACAGGACUAGUCGAAUCAGAACUUAACAAACUAUUAUCUUGUGAAGACAUCUGAGAUCUGGACAUCUCCUGCAGGGAUAUGUUAAAUUUUAUUGCUGAUUUUUUUUUCUUUUACUAUUCUCCUUUAUUACGGUAUUAAAACCUUUUUAUUAUAUAUUUUUCCUAUCUUUUGUGUAUGAUUCUGUACUAUUUUUGUCAUCUUCAUUUCCAUUCUUGUAAAAAGAAACAAAAGAGUAUAUUUUCAUUGUGGAAUUAAUUUUUUACCCCAUCCCCCCUCCUUCUGCCCAUAUAGAUAUGUGAUGCUUUAUGGAUACAAAAUGUUUAUUUUGAGAUAUUGGACUGACAGAUAAUAUCAUGUACAUUACAAGUCUCAUUAAAAUGCUUGUUAUUUUUAUAUUGUAUCAGAUAUGCUAUAAAUGUGGCAAGAUUGUCCUAGUUUUACAGUUAUUUGAUGUACAUUGUAUAGAGAACUGCCCGGAAGGGGUUACACAUGCAUUGAAACUACAUGGUUUAUUGAAAAACUUAUUUUGUUAAUCACUCUCCUCUCAAAAUUUAUCAGUUUCAGUUUUAAUCUUGAAAGAGGAAGAUCUUUCUCAUCUUAAAUGGUCAUUAUAUGAAAAGGCAUUCAAAUUCUCUGAUUAUAUGACUCAGUAUCGAAUUGUGUUCUUGCCCUUUCUCCAGAAAAUUAAGGUGGAGUAUUUUCAGUAUGUAUUUUUUGCAUGAAUGUCAGUACAUGUAUAUCCAAACAAUAUCUAUUAUUUAAUGAUAGAAAAAACAUGGAUGACUUAAAAAGACAAUGUUAUUUUAGUUUCUUUCAAUUUUUAUUCUUUUAUUUUAGGAUGCAAGGAUGACUGUGAUAAGCAAUGUUACAUGUACUGUAGAUCACUUUUUAUUCGUGAGAACUUUAUUUUCGCGUAAUUACGCAAGACAGCUUGCUCGCAAAAAUUUAAUUUUUGCGUAUUUUUUUGUACAAAAGAUUAUAUAGAACAAUAACCAGCUUAUGUCUCGCUUAUAAAUACCAAAUGGCCAUGUCACGAAAUUAAAGUGUUGCGAAAAUUUGGUGAUCUACAGUAUUUAGACUUAACAAUUUAUGCAUGAAACAUGUAGUUAGGGUCACAAAAGAUAUUUUCUUUGUGGUUUUGUUUUUGGUCCAUUUUUAUUUGUCAAGACUUUAUUAAGGUGCUGGAGGUGAAAGACCACUAUCUCUCAAUGUAGAAAUCACCAGAACUUGUGCAUGUAUUCACAAACUUGAUUUGCAUGUUACUUAUUAAGUUUUUAAUGUAUGUUUGUAUUUUGAUUUUGUUCCCCUUCUGAAUUCAGAUGUAAAGAAGAGAAGGUUAUACUCACUUUUUUGUUCACCCAUGUAUCCAACACAAUGAAUUUGUCCUGUGUCGUGUGGUUCAAGUGCUAGUGACCAGAGGUGCUUCUUAAGGGUCACACUACUAAGAUGUGGAUCAUCCUUCAUGGCCUUCAGAGUCUUAACUGCUAAAUUAAUUAGUCAAUAGUGCAAUAAGUAUUAACUUGUAUGGAAAGGCUUUUAGAUAAGACUGACUGUAAAUAUAUGUAGAUUGCUUGUUAAUAAGAAAUGAUUUAAAUGCGUAAUAACUGAGAAAUCCUCAAUUUUAUUUCAUGUCUCUGAUACAUCAUGUCUUUCAAAGGUCAAGGUUUUAGGUUUAAUAAUUUGGAACUUUGUUGUGUUCCUGUAGAUGAUCUUUGUAUUUAAGCUGGUAAAGUAGUCUUUUCCAAUUUUAGUUGAUACAUGUAUAAAUGCCUCUCUUCAUAGGAUUUAGUUUGGUUUUAUAUCAAGUCAUGCAAGUUAAAAAAAACACAACAGAAUAUUUCAAAAUUUUUAAGCUAGCAAAUUUCAUUUUUGACAAAAAAAGCAAGUUUAUGCCAAAAAUAUGAUUUGUGUCAUUGCACUUGUUUAUAUCUUUGUUAUUAAUGUAGAUACAUGUAAGAAACAUGAUCCCACAUUAAAUCAUACAAAACCUAAACAA
Messenger RNA from Saccostrea echinata, 2861 nucleotides. Its product is annotated as MOB kinase activator 1B. The record is from RefSeq and is a predicted model, not a curated record. The coding region runs from base 179 to 829 and encodes 216 amino acids. The transcript has 4 exons. Gene Ontology annotation, biological process: hippo signaling; positive regulation of protein phosphorylation. Gene Ontology annotation, cellular component: nucleus; cytoplasm. NCBI's taxonomy places the organism in Eukaryota, Metazoa, Mollusca, Bivalvia, Ostreida, Ostreidae. Gene Ontology annotation, molecular function: protein kinase activator activity.